This is a messenger RNA of Branchiostoma belcheri (Belcher's lancelet), 873 nucleotides long. Its product is annotated as cytochrome b5 domain-containing protein 1-like. The transcript is spliced from 4 exons. The coding region runs from base 97 to 753 and encodes 218 amino acids. The record is from RefSeq and is a predicted model, not a curated record. Lineage: Eukaryota; Metazoa; Chordata; Leptocardii; Amphioxiformes; Branchiostomatidae.
AAGGCAUUGUGGUCCUGGUCUCUCUUGGCAACCAGGAAGCUUCGCGAUCCUCGGUCCGUGUAUUUCGUCGUCUUUUCGCGAGUUUUGUCGGCCGAAAUGGGGAAAUUGGGGCGGCCAAGCUUCUACACGCCGAACGAGGUGGCGAUACACAACACGCUGAAGGACCUGUGGGUGUCCUACCUGGGCAAGGUGUACGAUUUGACGCCUUUGGCCGAGGAACAUGCAGGUAAUGUGUUGCUGAAACCGAUCAUUGCAGAGGCUGGGAAGGACAUCUCCCAUUGGUUCAACAAGAAAACGAAAGAUAUCCGUACCCACAUUGACCCAGAGACCGGUUGUGAGAAGUACUACACGCCACACGGGCGCUUCAUCCACAUCCCGCCCCCGUACCCACGCACAGACUGGGCCAACGACUUUGGCCGGCCGUGGUGGAAGGACGAGAAGUACUACAUCGGAGAACUCUCACAGAAAACACGCUUCAUCCGGAUCCUCAACACACUCACGUCCCAGGAACAAACCAUUGAGGUUUGUUCUGAAGAGUACCUGUCUGAGAUCCUGGAGCGGUACCUGAAGUACAACGCUCACGCCGGCAGCUACACCUGGAAGUACGACGGCAAGAACCUGGACAUGGGGAUGACGCUGGAGGAGAACGAGAUAUUUGACGAGAGCGAAGACUUCUAUGUCCUGAGCAUGCAGGAGGAACAGUGGCUCCCGGCCAUACAUCUGUACUUUAAUGAUGAUCUGACUGAAGCAUAGAUUUGAUAUUAACGAAAACUUAAAUGGAAAAUAUGAUAUCUUUACCUAGGUUCCAGUAAUUUUUGAUGUUGUACAACUACAUGUAAGUAAAGUGGAUUUUUCCUUCAGAUAGACAUGAGA